AUGGCUUCAGAGCCCCCCGACAAUACCCCGUCCCCGUUCCCGCUCACGACCGUGGACCAGUGUGUCCUGGCCAUGACCGAUGACCAAUUCCAUCCACAUACAUGGGAAGACCUCAAACAGAUCAUUGCUGAGCACAACCUCAGUGUCCUCAAAAGGUGGCCUUCCGACCUGAGACGCUACAUCAAAUGGUCAAGCGAAAUGAAAGCCGCCUAUGGCAGCGUCCCCAAUUUUGUCAUGAGAGAACGGCUGAAAUGGGCACCUUUACAGUCGUCGACCCCGGAAACGGGACCAAGAUUUGCCGUGAAGAAUCCUGACCCUUUCGCCGACAAAGCCGACUACAAGAUUCUGGUCAAUGACUGGCCGUAUGGAUUGGCGCCCGGCAUUAGGCACCUUAUCGUCUGGCUCAAGAGCAGAUUGGAAUCAGAACCUACCAGAGGCGACAUGACGCCAAAAUCGAGACAGCAAGUCGAGGAUUUCAUUCAGUCUACAUUUGUGGACCGAGUCAGGGAAUUGCCCGGCGAGUACGAAAAGGUCAUCUGGUUCAAGAACUGGACGGCGUUGCAAUCCGUGCCGGGGAUGGAACAUGUCCAUGUUUUGGUCAGAGACGUCCCCGACGGUCUCAUCGCAGAGUGGACAGGUGGAGACCGACCUUUAAACAAUUAG
Molecule: messenger RNA, 663 nt
Organism: Cladophialophora psammophila CBS 110553
Lineage: Eukaryota; Fungi; Ascomycota; Eurotiomycetes; Chaetothyriales; Herpotrichiellaceae
Exons: 2
Coding region: 1-663 (220 amino acids)
Biological process (GO): N-acetylglucosamine metabolic process
Cellular component (GO): cytoplasm
Source: RefSeq, a predicted model, not a curated record